This is a messenger RNA of Drechmeria coniospora, 345 nucleotides long. Its product is annotated as stress responsive A/B barrel domain protein. NCBI's taxonomy places the organism in Eukaryota, Fungi, Ascomycota, Sordariomycetes, Hypocreales, Ophiocordycipitaceae. The coding region runs from base 1 to 345 and encodes 114 amino acids. The transcript has 3 exons. The record is from RefSeq and is a predicted model, not a curated record.
AUGACCGUCACACACAUUGUCUUGCUCGCGUUCAAGCCCGAUGCUAGUGCCGCAGCCGUCGAGGAGUGCAUCGGCCAGCUUCUGGGUUUAAAAGAAGCCUGUGUCCACCCGGAGACCAGGAAGCCGUACAUCAAGUCCUCGUCGGGCGGCAAAGAUAUGUCUAUCGAGGGGCUGCAGCAAGGCAUCACGCACGCCUACGUUGUCGAGUUCGCUUCUGUCGAGGACCGCGACUACUACGUUCGAAAAGACCCGGCCCACCUGGCCUUUGUGAAGAACUACAUCGUCUCACCCGACACCGUCGUCAUGAAGGGACAGGUUGUUGACUUUGUGCCCGGAAACUACUGA